AUGUUUUGGAGCGAAAAGGAAAGGGAGAACAAUGGGAAUGGUGGACCUCCUUGUGGGCAAGUCAGAGUGCUUGUUGUUGGAGAUUCAGGUGUUGGGAAAACUUCUCUCGUUCAUCUGAUUAUGAAAGGUUCUUCCAUUGCUCGCCCUCCUCAAACAAUUGGCUGUGUGGUUGGCGUGAAGCAUACUACGUAUGGAACUUCUGGUAGCUCUUCGAAGAGCGUCAAAGGUGAUGUACAGAGAGAUUUUUUUAUUGAACUUUGGGAUGUAUCAGGGCAUGAACGAUACAGAGAUUGCCGGUCCCUGUUCUAUUCACAAAUCAAUGGUGUAAUGUUUGUGCAUGAUCUUUCACAAAGGAGGACGAAGACAAGCUUGCAGAAGUGGGCAGCAGAGAUUGCAGCAACAGGGACAUUCUCGGCUCCUUUAGCGUCUGGAGGUCCAGGUGGCCUUCCUGUUCCCUAUAUAGUUAUCGGUAACAAAGCAGAUAUUGCUACAAAAAAGAAUACAAGAGGGAGCAGUGGAAAUCUUGUUGAUGUUGCUCGCCAGUGGGUUGAGAAGCAAGGAUUACUUCCAUCGAGUGACGAACUCCCAUUGAUGGAGAGUUUCCCGGGCAGUGGAGGCCUUCUAGCAGCUGCUAAAGAAGCGAGAUACGAUAAAGAAGCUAUGAUGAAAUUUUUUCGAAUGUUGAUCCGGCGAAGAUACUUUUCAGAUGAAUUGCCUGGCGCCAGCCCUUGGUCGACCUCAAUUCACAAGUCAUUGGGACAAUCAAGUGAAAUUUUGAGUGAUGAGGAUCGGCAGAACAUGAAUUCCAGUUUGAUUGGCGACCAGUACAAGUACAAUGCGCUUCCUCCGCUACCGGCUCAGCACAACCUGACGCCACCUCCCACGCUUUAUCCACAGAGGCCAAUGUCAACGCCAGACAAUUAUAACAUCCCACGAUUUGCAUUGACGGGCUACCAAGAGAUUGGUGGGGCAAGAUCAAAGCGUACAGAUAUUAAUGUAUGA
Molecule: messenger RNA, 1002 nt
Organism: Fraxinus pennsylvanica
Lineage: Eukaryota; Viridiplantae; Streptophyta; Magnoliopsida; Lamiales; Oleaceae
Source: the annotation of a GenBank genome assembly